This is a messenger RNA of Didymosphaeria variabile, 1836 nucleotides long. RefSeq lists its product as uncharacterized. The transcript has 6 exons. NCBI's taxonomy places the organism in Eukaryota, Fungi, Ascomycota, Dothideomycetes, Pleosporales, Didymosphaeriaceae. The record is from RefSeq and is a predicted model, not a curated record. Bases 1 to 1836 code for a protein of 611 amino acids.
AUGGCACGGGCGAAAGAGUUGUCUAAGAAGGUCUUCCGGAAAUUGGCCCACCGCGACAGAGGAUCUCGAAAAGCUCAUGUACAGCGUCGUGGCUCACCCGGACAAGCUUUUGUGGUCCCAGAACGGCUUGAAACGGCUUCUACGAACACAUUGGUCAAUGAACCGAAUGAUACGGAUUCGGACGAUGAGUCUGCGGAUCCAUCUGCAAAGUCUUCCGGGGCCGCCACCAGGCCGCAGCAAACGCCAGGCGCAGAGAGAUGGCUCGAGUUCUUGAAGACGCUGAAAAAGGAUGAACCAGAGAAGUACGAAACCCUCGACAACAUACUCACCAGCAUCAACAUUCCCACGAACGACCAGAUAGAGAGCCUAUUCAAAUCGAAUGAACACAAUCCCGAAUCGAAAGUUCUUCUGCUCCGAGUCAAGGCCGCCUUGCCGAGCCUGUCAGCCGUUCGAGGAGUGGCUAUGACUAUCGCGAAUGUGGAUCCUCAUAAGAUUGCCCCAUAUGUAGUCGCGGGGAGCUUCUUCCUCCUUGAUUGGGUGCUCGGCCAAGAUCCCAUAGACCGUAGGAUAUUCCUGGGUAGAAUUUCCCUUGAUGACCAGCGUAAGAUCCGAAAUAUGCUAUUUGAAAGCAUCAAUGCUAUCAAUGAAUGGAUCUCCUUCGAGACAAACUUUGUCAGGAGAACUCCCCUCGUGGAGCGCAAUGUCUCCGAAUUAGAGGAGCUUCUUCCCCGUUUGGAGCGACUUAAAGCAAUAGGCGACAAGCUCUCGGCACAAAUGACAAAAUGGCAAGAGGACAUGGAAAGGUUGAAAGAUCAUCGCACAAGCUGGGCAGCUAAGAGGAAAGCCUUAGAAGAGACCCUGAUCAGACAUGACUACACGACUAAAUUCCUUGAUUGGAUAAAGAACGAAGAUGACCCUGAAGAGUCAGUAGUGGCACUGACCGACCGAAUUACGUCAGAAGGGCGGCAUGAUAGUGCUGCAACGUGGUUCCUCGAGAACCAAGCUUACCUCGCCUGGUCACGAGACUUUGUAGUUCGCGCGCUGGGGGAGGCUAAUACUGAGGAGUCCGAUGAUGAGGAGUCCGAUACAGGAGAGGUCGACACUGGAAAAACUGCUUCCGGGGGGCUCGAUACGCAACAUCGACCCAGAUGUGUACUAUGGAUCAGCGGGACUUAUGGAACUGGAAAGACUACAAUCGUAUAUCGCGUCCUCUCGCAACUGCAACGGCUGGCUGACAGCUGGCUUCCACGUAUCGAUUUGAUGGAACUGAUGGAAGGCGCUGACCUCGAAAAUUCAACAUUCGCCCUGAGGGGCGAAGGUUUACGCGUCGUUAGCUACUUCUGCGACAGCACGAAGCGCGUGAACCGUGAAACAGUUAUUCGAGCUCUCGGAAGAAAGCUGGCUUUCUUGCCGGACUCUAGCGUCGCCAGAGUAGCGUUGGAUUUCUUCGAGGAUAAGUCACAAGGGCUGCGAACCCCAGUUUACAUCAAAGAGUGGGAGGGUCUAGUAUCCAAGUUGCUGGAACAAUGCUCGGCGAUGUCGUACCACAUCGUAUUGAUCAUCGAUGCCCUGAACGAAAUUGAACCUCCCGAAGACAUAGAUCACCUUUGCAAUUUUCUUGGCAAGAUAGUCAACAAUUAUCGCAACAUCAGUGUCUUGAUUUCCUCGCACGAGCAUAUCUCGAGCAUCAGGAGACUGGAAAAAUACAUCGACAAGGUGGGCGUAGUUGCAAACGCACCAAAGACAGAAAUAGACAGCUUCAUCGAUGGCGAACUCAAACACAGACGUACCGAGCUUACCAAGUUUGGAGACAAUAAGAGCAUCUUCUGUAAGUGA